Molecule: messenger RNA, 858 nt
Organism: Centropristis striata (black sea bass)
Lineage: Eukaryota; Metazoa; Chordata; Actinopteri; Perciformes; Serranidae
Product: proline-rich protein 2
Exons: 5
Coding region: 1-858 (285 amino acids)
Source: RefSeq, a predicted model, not a curated record
AUGGAAACACCAUCAGAGACGUUCCUCCGCCUCCGGUCCACUCAGCUCCACCAGCAGCCUGCACAAGGACCGUUUGUUUACUAUGAGGACAAACCCGCCACCACCACCGGACCCCGAGAACCCACCACCAAGAACCCGCCACCACCACCGGACCCCGAGAACCCACCACCAAGAACCUGCCACCACCUAGAGGCCGAGAACCCGCCACCACAAGAGCCCGCCUCAACCAGGAGCCCAAGAGUCCGCCACCACCAAGAACCCGAGAACCUGCCACCACUGAGGACCUGCCACCACCUAGAGCCCUGGAAACCCGCCACCACCGAGAACCCGAGGGCCCACCGCAACCGAGCACCCUGCCCUGCCACUCAGAGCCCGCCGCCACCUAGAACCCACCACCACCUAGAGCCUGAGAACCCGCCACCACCUAGAGCCCGCCUCAACCAGGAGCCCAAGAGUCCGCCACCACGAGAAUCCAAGGACCUGCCACCACUGAGGACCCGCCACCACCGAGAGCCAGAGAGCCCGCCGCCAUCAAGUGGCUUCUGUUCCCGUCCCCAUGAAGUUGCUGCUGACAGCUGCGGUCAGCGUGUCUGCCGGCCCUCGCCUCGCUUUAUUCCCCCAAUCAGGCCUGUAGCCUCACGCCCGGCUGACGGCUGCUGUCAUCUGAACAUGCUAACAGGCCGCCCACACCCUGCAGCCGCCUCUUACCCCAGAAAUGAGAGGGCCGGGGCUGGGGCCAGGGGCCUCUCUGGGGCCGGGGCCAGGGGCUGGGGCUUGGGGGCCAGGGCCCUGGAGCUGCUGCAGACUCCACCCUCCAACCCUCCAGACCUCCAGACCUCCAGACCGACUCAAGGCUGA